AUGUCGCGUCGGCGCAUGGUGGGCUUCUGGGCCCUGGCCUCCUUAGGCACAGGAUCCGAUGCAACAUUGAUAGGCAAGCGGGCCAUUCAGACGCAGCCCAUCGAGAUAAUUGACGGAUCAAAGACGUUGUAUGACACUUUGACAAGCACAUUUCUUCUGCAAAGCGAUGAUUCCUACGUUCCCCCUACCCUCUAUGGACAUGGUGAUGCAAACACGACAUACAACAUUCCCCUCGCGGACCAGCAGCCAUCAUGUGGGACUGUCAUGGUCGAGAGCCAUGUAACCAUAUUAUCGUCGACUGACCGUAUGAUAUCUGCGCCUGAGACAACCACUCUGCCUACCCAAAAUCCAUGCGACAUAGUUACCGUGAUCGUCAGAAUGCAAGGCUACAGGAAAGGCGAUACAAAGGCACCUGUCUCCCAAGCUCCGGCCUUGACUUCAUCUCCAUCCGAGCCCGAAAGCUCAGCCGUUAAUUCAGAUCCUACAGCAAUUGACCAAGAUACUGAGAGUACUGCUGUUCCUACGAUCCAGACUUCUUCCCAGGAUGGCCCUGCCACUUCUUCAGGUUCUACAGUAGUGGGCCAGGACACUAGUAGCUUUCCUGCACCUAUGAAUAAGAUUCUUGCUCAGGACGGCUCCACCACUGCUUCAGAUCCUACAGUGCCAUGGACUACAAUGACCACUCAAGGAACUGGUACUGCAACUAUGACCAGCACGCAAUCUCCAACUAGACCUGGUGACACAGGAACGGUUUGGGUCAUGGCCCCCAGGUCUCAAAUGACUUCGGAUACCCCGAUUGACUACACCACCAUCACGAGCACUGGUACCGGCACCGAAACUGGUACUUACACCAUCACUGAGUCCCCGUCAGGAUCUGGUCCUGGUACGGUGGUGAUUGUGGUACCGAGCCCAUUAGCUCAAUACGUUACCGUGACAUCCUAUGAUAGCUCGAUCACAGCUGUUGCCACGAGUACAAUAACUCCCAGUGCUCCUGGCGGAACUGGUACUGUUGUUGUCUAUGACCCAUACGAAUGGGAGACCGUCACAUCUUAUGAUCCUACCGCCCCAUCUGACCAUACAGCAACUAUGUGGCCUUCUGCGUCUGGUCAUGUCGGUACGGUAGUCAUGUAUAUGGCAUACAAAUGGGUGACAGUCAGCUCUUAUGACGCAACAAUCUCAGCUGCAUCUACAAAGACUAUAUCACCACCCUCUCCAGAGCAAACAGGUACCGUGGUGAUAUACCAGCCAGAUCCAUGGGUUACAGUCACUUCCUAUGGAAGUGUCACGGCAGCGUCAACAAAUACUGUAUAUCCAACUGGUCCGGGCGCAACGGGCACCGUUGUUGUAUAUCAGGCCUAUCAAUGGAUGACCGUCACCUCUCACGAUCCAAGAAUCGCAGCCCCGUCCACAACCACUCUAUCACCAGAUCCUGGAGCGCAAACAGGCACUGUGAUGGUAUAUGAGCCUUAUCACUGGGCUACAGUCACUUCUUAUGGAGAUUUCACAGCUGACUCUACAUCUACCAUAUCUCCAACUGCCCCAGAUGCAACAGGCACCGUUAUCGUGUACCAGACUUAUCAGUGGACGACGGUCACAUCCUUUGGAGAAUUUACAGCUACAUCGACAUCUACCAUAUCCCCUUCCAACCCAGGCCAAACGGGCACUGUAGUGAUCUUCGACCCACAGCCAUAUACGACUGUCACUUCCUUUGGAGAUUUUACAGCUGCAUCGACAUCUACUAUAGCUCCACCCGCACCAGGUCAAACAGGCACCGUGUUAGUCUUCGAUCCACAGCCAUACGUAACCGUUACUUCGUACGGAGGUUAUACGACUGAAUCCAGAACUACCAUGACUCCAUCUGUCCCGGGUCAAACUGGCACCGUGGUGGUCUUUGAUCCACAGCCAUACACGACCGUUACUUCAUACGGAGAUGUUACGGCUGAAUCUAGAACCACUAUAGCUCCAUCUUCUCCAGGGGAGACGGGAACCGUGGUGGUUUUCGAUCCACAGCCAUAUACGACCAUUACUUCGUAUGGAGCCAUUACGGCUGCAUCCACUACCACAAUGGCUCCAACUAUCCCUGGGGAGACAGGCACCGUAAUAGUCUUCAACUCGCAGCCAUAUUCGACCAUUACGUCAUAUGGCGCCGUUUCGACCGCCACCACGUACACCUCACCUCCCCCCUCUCCUGGCCAGACAGGUAUCGUCUUGAUUAUGAUGCAACAACCUUAUACGACCGUUACUUCGUAUGGAGACGUUACAGCUGAAUCAACUACAACAAUCGCUCCAUCUGCUCCCGGGGAAACAGGUACUGUCGUGAUAUUUGAUCCGCAGUUGUACGUGACUACCACGAGAUAUGGAAGUGUUACAGCUGCCUCAACAACAACUCAAAGCCGUGAUGGGUCCAACCCAACUCUUACCGUCCUGGUUGAUCUCCCCCAGCCUUACACUACAUUCACUAGCUAUGGCGCCUUCACCGUAGCCACCACUAGAACAUACCCGCCCUCUGUUGCAGGGCAGAUCGGAACUGUAGAAGUCGAUCUCCCCCAACCUUAUACCACCGUCACGAGCUACAAAGAUGGUCUGACUACAGCUGAGACUACAACAUACUCACCCGAUGUUCAAGGAAAGUUUGCUACUGUCGAGGUUGAUAUGCCUCAGUCCUACACGACGGUCACAAGCUACAUUCCAGGUCUCGCAGGCCCGGCAUCCACAACCUUGCCGGCGUCUAAUCCAGGUGACGUGAUGACUGUAGUCGUUGGUCUUCCCCAGCCCUAUACAACUAUCACGACGUACGUGGACAGCCUGACUGCACCCCAGACUAUGACAAGUCAACCGGCCAGUCCUGGUGACCCUGCUACAGUUAUUAUUGAGAGCCCAUUGGGACAUACGACUGUCACGACUUAUGUUGAUGGCUUAUCUGCUCCUGUGACCACAACAAAGCAGCCUGCGAAUCCUGGGGAUCCAGCCACCGUUGUUAUCGAGAGCCCUCUGGUAUACACAACUAUCACGACCUAUAUGGAUGGCCUGACGGCACCUCUGACUACCACAAACCAACCGGCUAAUCCCGGAGACCCUGCCACUGUCGUUGUCGAGAGUCCUCAGGCGUACACUACCGUGACUAGUUAUGGCUCUUGGACUCAACCUCUUACUACAACAUUGUCACCUACUGGCCCUGGAGGCGUGGCCACUGUUCUUAUUGAGAGUCCUCAGCCUUACACGACUGUGACCAGUUAUGGCCCCUACCCAGCAGUAACAACCACUACAAUGGCACCAGCAUCACAAGGUGAUGUAGCGACUGUUGUUGUGCAGUCACCCCAACGAUAUACGACUGUGACCAGCUAUGGCCCCUACCCAGCAGUAACUACCACUACCAUGGCUCCUGUAUCUCAGGGCGGAGUAGCGACUGUAGUUGUGGAAUCACCCCAGCCUUAUACGACUGUGACAAACUAUGGUAGCUUUACAGCAGCAUCAACCACCACAAUGUCACCAGCGUACCAAGGCGGUGUAGCUACUGUCGUUGUGGACUUGCCUCAGUCCUACACAACUACUACAAGCUGGGGUAGCUUCACAGCCACUAGUACCACUACCAUAUCGCCAACAUCUCCCGGCGGCGUUGCCACUGUUGUUGUUCAACGACCCCAGUCCUAUACGACCACCACAAGUUGGGGUACCUUCACAACAACUGGUACCACUACCUUAUCACCAACAUCUCCUGGCGGCGUUGCUACAGUGGUCAUGCAGAAACCACAACCAUACACCACUGUAACUAGCUACACCACUGUUGUCUCAAGCGCCAGCACAUCCACUGGGACUCCCGCUUCCGCCGGGCAAACUGCCACAGUGGUGGUCGUCGCUCCCGCAGUUGGAACCAAGGCUGCAGAUCAAACAUGUAACAACGGUGGUCUGGAAUACGCUAUCUAUACCAACUCGUACUACAACUCUGAUCCGCCUAACUACUCUGCCCUCAACAUAGCAUAUUUUGGCACAGCUACACCCACUUACACUGGUGUCACAAGCUCUAUAGGCAUUACAGAGCCAGGAGGAGUCAAAGCAGGAAACUCAGGCCCAGCCCAGGUUAUCUAUCCUGGCGCGCCAAGUCAGACAUGGCAGUAUAAGGCUGUUAAUCACCGGGCAUUCUUAUAUGCGCCUAUUAGCGGUACUUACUCUGUUGUUGUCCCUUAUUCUGAUGAGGUUACACUGGUUUGGUUCGGCAACAAGGCUCUGUCAACAUGGACACGUGCCAAUGCAGAUCUGGAGCAGGAUUACUCUUCAGGGCCUUCCAGUUCCAAGACUUUCAAUAUACAGCUGACAGCCGGCACUUACACGCCAUUCCGGGUUUUCUGGGCCAAUGCCCAGGGAGACUACUCAAUGAUAGUUACUGUCACAGCUCCAGACGGUACUGUCAUCGUCAAUGGCUCUGGAUCCUCGAGCAAAUACUUUGUUAGAUUUGCUUGUGAUUCUAGUACACCUUCUUAUCCUGCAUUUGGAAAGGGCGGUUAA
This is a messenger RNA of Fusarium proliferatum ET1, 4503 nucleotides long. RefSeq lists its product as uncharacterized. The record is from RefSeq and is a predicted model, not a curated record. Gene Ontology annotation, cellular component: fungal-type cell wall. NCBI's taxonomy places the organism in Eukaryota, Fungi, Ascomycota, Sordariomycetes, Hypocreales, Nectriaceae. The coding region runs from base 1 to 4503 and encodes 1500 amino acids. Gene Ontology annotation, biological process: cell adhesion. The transcript is spliced from 2 exons.